ACACCAUGCUGGCGUCGUGGGUGAGCGUGGCGGAGGCCAAGGAUGAUGUGGUGGAAGACAUGGACACGUCUGAACCCAACUGGGCCUGGUUCUACCUGGCAGAGUGCGGCCGCUGGCACAUAUUUGGCACUGACCCCUUCGCGACCUCCUCUGUAAGCAGCGACGUGAUAGAACAGAGUUACAACAGCAACCGGCGCGGCGUCAUGGAGUUCUGCACGAACAAAUACGCCUACAGGAUAGAUUUUGCAGUCAUGAAGCAGACCAACAUCACAACGGGGAAACAACGAGCUGUCAAGAGGGCCCUGCAAUCAGGAAGUAGUUUCAGAUCCAUCUGCGACAGCCCUGCAGUACCUGUGCCCUGCCACUGGGAGAAGAUGAACUCAGAGGAGCCGUACCAGCUCAUCCCUCUCGUCCAGGACACACACGAGUUCCAGGAGGUCAAAGGGCUUUACGAGCGAACGAUGAGCAGCCCCAUCCGCUCCAUCCAGAGGAUACAGAACUCCGACCUUUGGGAGUUCUUCUGCAGGAAGAGAGUGCAGCUGAAGAGGAUUAAGAAUGGCGUGGACAUCGAGGAGAGGAUGCUUUUCCACGGGACAGCCUCCGUUAACAUCCAGGCCAUCUGCACUUUUAACUUCGACUGGCGGCUCGCCGGGAGUCACGGAUGUGUCUACGGCAAAGGUUCCUAUUUUGCCAGAGAUGCCAAGUACUCCAGCAAGUAUUGCAACUCGUCAUCACAGACCCAUAAACUCAGUCUCCUGCCUCACGGUCUCUCUACCGCGCCCCCCUCUCAUCACAAGUGCAUGUUCCUGGCCCGGGUCCUGGUCGGCGAGUACGCCAUGGGUUCCAACUCGUUCGUCAGACCCCCCUCCAAAGACGAGACCCUCACGAACGUCUUCGACAGCUGCGUGGACGACCUGCAACACCCAAAGAUCUUCGUCGUGUUCGACAGCAACCAGACCUACCCCGAAUACCUCAUCGAGUUUGAGGAGGCGUGAUUGAUUGAUUGAUUCCAUCCGCUGUGUCCACGGCGACGA
Clupea harengus (Atlantic herring) is the source of this 1034-nucleotide messenger RNA. It is a transcript of the gene parp11, whose product is annotated as protein mono-ADP-ribosyltransferase PARP11-like. Gene Ontology annotation, molecular function: NAD+ poly-ADP-ribosyltransferase activity. Gene Ontology annotation, cellular component: nucleus. NCBI's taxonomy places the organism in Eukaryota, Metazoa, Chordata, Actinopteri, Clupeiformes, Clupeidae. The coding region runs from base 6 to 995 and encodes 329 amino acids. The transcript has 7 exons. The record is from RefSeq and is a predicted model, not a curated record.